CAACAAGUGUCUUUUCGGCUCUUCGAAUAUCACAACGGGCUCUAGAUCCUUCGAAUCAAAAUUUAUUUAAUUAAUUAAUUGAAUUUUAACAAACUUACAAAAUGUGCCUUCUGCCCGGUCGCUUCAUCUGGUCAGCUUUCAUUGUGACGAUGGUGGGUCUAUCCGCAACGAUCGAAGCCAGACCCCAGAGGAAUCUGCAGCACAUUGCCGUGGUGGAGAAUGCCGCCUGGGAAAAGACACUUCCGCAGCAGUUCCAGAACCCUUUCUACAAUACCCCAAGGGUGAGGGAUGCCCUGGCCAGAUCCAGUUGGUUUGGACCCGGCGAGGAGGUGGUUUAUGACCGCCAGGCUGAAAAAAUUCCUCGCAUGGAAAUCUACAAUGUGCUGUCUCAUGCUGGUUUGAUACCACGCCGGCGUUUUCUUUAAAUUAUGAAUAUUCAAUACCGC
This is a messenger RNA of Drosophila simulans, 446 nucleotides long. RefSeq lists its product as uncharacterized. The transcript has 3 exons. The record is from RefSeq and is a predicted model, not a curated record. Lineage: Eukaryota; Metazoa; Arthropoda; Insecta; Diptera; Drosophilidae. The coding region runs from base 102 to 425 and encodes 107 amino acids.